AUGAUAAGUUUUAUUCUUCUUGUCAAUAAGCAAGGUCAGACAAGGCUAGCCCAAUACUACAACUACAUGACGAUCAGCGAGAGAGCCACACUUGAAGGAGAAUUGGUCAGAAAAUGCUUAAGCAGGGGUGAAGGCCAAUGCAAUUUCUUGGAGCACCAGCAGUGGAAGGUCAUCUAUAGAAGAUAUGCUUCUCUAUAUUUCAUAAUUGGCAUCGAAGAAGAAAAUGUCAACGAGCUUGCUUACUUAGAAUUCAUUCACAACUUAGUCGAGACACUAGACAAAUACUUUGAAAAUGUUUGCGAACUCGAUAUCAUGUUCAAUAUAGAGAAAGCUCAUUUUGUCCUUGACGAAAUGGUAAUGAAUGGCUGCAUCCUCGAAACCAAUAAAACUAUCAUACUAGGCCAAAUUUCUGCAAUUGAGAAGUGCGGAUAA
This is a messenger RNA of Blepharisma stoltei, 432 nucleotides long. Lineage: Eukaryota; Ciliophora; Heterotrichea; Heterotrichida; Blepharismidae. The record is from the annotation of a GenBank genome assembly.